Phyllostomus discolor (pale spear-nosed bat) is the source of this 1510-nucleotide messenger RNA. Its product is annotated as galectin-1-like. NCBI's taxonomy places the organism in Eukaryota, Metazoa, Chordata, Mammalia, Chiroptera, Phyllostomidae. The record is from RefSeq and is a predicted model, not a curated record. Gene Ontology annotation, molecular function: carbohydrate binding; laminin binding.
AGACCAGGUGAACUGUAUAUUUUCACAACCUAAGAAGGAAGGGUUAUCAAGCAAAUAACAUAUUUGCCGUAAUGUGCAUAUUUUGACACGGCAGGAACAUUUUCAAACACACAGUAGCGCUCGUUCCAACAGAUGACGCAAGUCAUUUUUGCCUGUUCGCUGAGGUGCCCCAGUAGGCAACCUUUUAUUAGUCUGGUUCCCAUGUGUUCAAAAAUCAAUAAAAACGUGUCUGUUUUGGUAACAGGCUAUAAUUCUAACUUCUCCCUAAUUCAGUCUACUGUUUUUCUCCCCAAAUACUAGGGUUUUUGAACAGUCUCUAAGCUGGGCCCCUUUGGGCGUGGGAACCCGGAGUACUCUCACACUCAUUCUGUUCAACAAACGCACACAGAGAGUGGAUUCUUAAAUGCAUCUAAAAACAAAUACAGCCGUGAAGGACUCUGCCAGAAAACAAACUCCAGUGUUCUUUCUAAAGUAGCAUUCACAGAGAAAAAUACGUCAUUUGUAUACCCCACACCCCAGGGGGCUACACUUGACACUGAUUCACUCAGCUGGGAGAUCCCACACCAAAGGGCAACUUUGGAAAAUCGGUAAUAAAAGGCAACUGCUCUUCAGGUCAGUCCCAACAACCCCUUGCCCCCUCACACCCAACCUUCGUCGGCAUAAAUGCAGCUCAACUCUGAUUUACAGAAUCUGGUUUAUUUCUACCUUCCUCUGGUGCCCCCGUUAGGAAUAUUUUUUCCACUUGACUCGCCUAUGCUGAGGGGGAGGUAAGCUACUUCUCUAGGACCAGCUGCCAUGCUUUUGGCUGCUGUUUGAAGCAGGGAGCUUAUCACACAUAAAUUGACAUAGAAGCUUGGCUGCCCCCGGAUAAAAAAGCCUAUGGUCCAUUCAAGGAUUCCUCCAAAAAAACCCUGAUAACAUGUCCAGUGCCCUCAGCUCAAGGCGGAAGUACCAGUCCCUCAUACACUGAAAAAAAAAAAAAAGCAGGGAGUCUUCAGAUAGCUGGUUCUGCAGUCCCCAGGACCAUUCUCCUGUCCUCAGGCAUGGCUCGUGUGGGUCUGGUGGCCAACAACGUGAACCUCAAACCUGAGUGCAUUCGAGUGCGGGGCCUGGUGGCCCCUGAUGCCGAAGGCUUCAUGCUGAACCUGGGCACAGAUGGCAACAGUCUGUGCCUGCAUUUCAGUCCUCGCUUCAAGGUACACAGGGCUGUCAACAACACUGUGUGUAACAGCAAGAACGCAGGGAUGCGGGGGAAGGAGCACCGAGAGCCUGUCUUCCCCUUCUACCGAAGUGCUGCAGAGGUGUGCAUCACCUUCAACAAGGCAGAGCUGACCAUCAAGCUGCCAGAUGGAUACACCUUCAAGUUCCCCAACCGCCUCAACCUGGAGACCAUCAAUUACAUGGGAGCAGAAGGUGACUUCAAGGUCAAGUGUGUGACCUUUGAAUGAAGGCAGCCAGAAACCCAUCACCCCCCAUAAAAGCAGCUGCCUCUGAACCAGCAACAAUAAAA